This is a messenger RNA of Gossypium raimondii (Peruvian cotton), 1426 nucleotides long. Its product is annotated as leucine-rich repeat extensin-like protein 4. The record is from RefSeq and is a predicted model, not a curated record. The transcript has a single exon. Gene Ontology annotation, molecular function: protein binding. Bases 8 to 1216 code for a protein of 402 amino acids. NCBI's taxonomy places the organism in Eukaryota, Viridiplantae, Streptophyta, Magnoliopsida, Malvales, Malvaceae.
AAUAACAAUGGCUUCAACUUGGUAUUGUUCAUUCAUCAUUUCCCAUACCUUGCUCCUCUUUCUACUCCACCUCUCUUCCUCCUCCGCCGCUACUCACCACCACCAUCACCACCACCGUUCACUGCCUCCAAACCCAAAGCUCCAACAAGCUUACACAGCCCUCCAAGCUUUCAAAAAGGUCAUCUACUCCGACCCCAACAACAUCACCACAAACUGGGUUGGCCCCGACGUAUGCAAAUACACAGGCCUGUACUGUGCACCACACCCUCACGACAAAACCAUCAAAGUCGUCGCCGGUAUUGACCUAAACGGCUACGACAUCGCCGGUUACCUCCCCGAUGAACUCGGUCUUCUCACCGACCUCGCUCUUAUCCAUCUCAACAGCAACCGCUUCUGUGGCAUCGUCCCACAAACGUUAUCCAAUCUCUCUCACUUAUUCGAACUCGAUUUAAGUAACAACAGAUUCGUCGGCCCUUUUCCAACCGUCGUCCUUUCUUUACCGUCACUUAAGUAUCUCGAUAUCCGUUACAACGAGUUCGAAGGGUCAUUACCGGCUCAACUAUUCGCUAAAAACCUCGACGCCAUCUUCGUAAACAACAACCGGUUCUCUAACGUGAUACCGAACAAUUUCGUCGCUAGUUCGGCUUCCGUUGUCGUCUUCGCCAAUAACAAACUGGGCGGCUGUUUGCCGCCGAGCAUUGCAAACUUCGCCAACACGUUAGAAGAGCUUUUAUUGAUCAACACCAGCUUGUCGGGUUGCUUACCGCCGGAAGUGGGUUACCUUUAUAAACUCAAAGUAUUGGAUGUUAGUAAUAAUAAUUUGGUCGGUCCAAUACCUUAUAGUAUUGCCGGGUUAGCUCAUUUGGAGAUAUUAAACUUAGCUCAUAACAUGAUGAGUGGGAUUGUACCUUCGGGUGUUUGUGUUUUGCCUAAUUUGAAGAAUUUCACGUUUUCUUACAACUAUUUUUGUGAAGAAGAAGGGAUUUGUGGGAAUUUGAGUUCGAAUGGUGUGGCUUUUGAUGAUCGCCGGAAUUGUUUGCCGGAAAAGCCGAGGCAAAGAAGUGAGAAAGAGUGUGAAGCAGCGCUUGAACAUCCGGUGGAAUGUUUUGAUUACCAUUAUGGCGGCGGCGGCGGUGGUUCGAUUGCGAUUCCUCCGGUUAUGGUACCGGUGGCUACACCGAUGUUAUCACCUUUUAUGGCUCCGGGACAUGCAUAAAAGGAUUUAUAUUUAAUGCACGAUAUUAUAUUUAGAUUUGAGAAAGGUGGCAUUAACUAGUUGAUUGAAAUGUGUAUAUAUAUAUAUAUAUAUCAAAUAUGAAGAAUAAGUUACAAUAUAUGUAUAGGAUUUAUAUUUGAUGAUUUAUACCUUUGUUAAUAAAUCAAAUGAUGUUAUUUUACUAGAAAUAAGUAAUUUUAAUUUGUUUUU